ACAUUACCAAUUAAUUUUGUGUUUACGCCGCCUUAAAAAAAGAAAGUGGGAAUUUGCGAAAUAAAUGCGUCAAACAUUCACAUACAAUAAGCAUCAAAAAUGAGUUUCUUUGGAUCUACAUCAAACAGUUUUGGGAACACAACAUCUGGAAGCCUGUUUGGCACAACCCAAGCCAAUACCAAUUACAAUGCCAUGAAAGAUAUUGAGGUAACAUCUCCCCCAGAUGAUAGCGUCAGCAGCCUCAAAUUCAGUCCAGAGUCAAUGGUGCAGUCAACAUUUAUUGUGGCUGGAAGCUGGGACAAUAAUGUUCGAUGCUGGGAGGUGCAGCAGUCAGGAAACAUUGUGCUGAAGGCCCAGCAGGCACACACUGGUCCGGUUCUGGAUGUCGACUGGAGUGACGAUGGUACAAAGGUGUUCACUGCCUCUUGUGACAAAACCGCAAAGAUGUGGGAUCUCAACAGCAACCAGUUUGUACAGAUUGCACAGCACGAUGCCCCAGUGAAGACUGUGCACUGGGUGAAGGCUCCCAACUACACGUGUGUCAUGACUGGCAGCUGGGAUAAAACACUUAAGUUCUGGGACAUUCGACAGUCCACUCCCAUCAUGAACAUUGCUCUGCCAGAGCGCUGCUACUGUGCUGACGUGAAAUACCCAAUGGCUGUGGUUGGCACUGCUGGACGAGGCCUGAUUAUAUACCAGCUUGAAAAUCAGCCCCAGGAGUUUAGAAAGUUUGAAUCUCCGUUAAAGUACCAGCACCGAUGUGUGAGCAUCUUCACAGACAAGGCUAACCAACCGACAGGGUUUGCCCUAGGCAGCAUCGAAGGUCGCUGUGCAAUUCAUUACGUGAACCCCGCCAACCCCAAGGACAACUUCACAUUCAAGUGCCAUAGACAGAAUGGCACAAGCAGUAACAUGCAGGAUAUUUACGCUGUCAACGAUAUUGCGUUCCACCAUGUACAUGGCACCCUCUCCACUGUGGGCUCUGACGGCAGAUUCAGUUUCUGGGAUAAGGAUGCAAGAAUCAAACUGAAGACCUCUGAGCAGUUUGAUCAACCUCUCACUGCAUGUGAUUUCAAUCCGCAAGGCAAUAUUUUUGCAUACGCCACGAGUUACGAUUGGUCUAAGGGCCACGAGGGCUUUGACCCUCAGAAGAUGAAGCCCCAUAUUUUCUUGCGGCGUUGUUUUGACGAGCUGAAGCCAUCAACUAAAAAGUCGUAAUUGGCCGCCUGUGAAACUUUCGUAAACAAAUAGAACCUUGAACAAUUUGAGGAGAACAUUUGUCUUAAAACCAGAAAAUUUGGGCACACUUUUUAUAUGCCACUAUAUAGUAUGUCAGUGAGAAUGCAGAUACUGGCAACAUUAUUCUUAAAUGAUGGAAGCUUAUUGGCAUAAUUUUGCAAACUUGUAAAUUUGUAUGUCAACUCUAGAAAGUAGUGGAGCAUCCUAAUAAAGGGUCUAUUAAAUUUGAAAAAUUAUGAAUAAUACAGUACUGUCGAAGAUUCAUACAUGUUUUAAGAGAUUUUAUAAAUUUUGUGUUGUAUACUAGUAUAUAUAAAUGCUACUUUUCAUUUCUUUAUAAUCAUAAUUACCGGUAUAAGAAUUUAGCAUGUACAUAUGUUUUUUGUACUUUAUAUGAAUGUGUUUAACAAUACAUGUAGACACUAUCAUUUUGUAAGGAUGUGGACAUUUAAGGCAGUUUUAAACUUGAAUAUGCAUUGAAUAAGUAUAAUGUUAUUACAGCUGAUUUUGUAUUUAAGACAUUAUUUGUUAAAAGACACAGUCUUUAAGAUUUCUUGGAGUUUGAUUUCAUAUUAUUGGUAUCAAGAACCAAACUUACAUUAGAUAAACAAAACUGCACGCAAAAAUAAUGUCUGUGAAAUACAUAAAUUGUUUCAAAGAAAUGAUCUCUUCUCAUGAUACUGCAUUGGUUUCUCCGUUUAAAUUUGUAUGGCAUGGUCUGUUAAUUUCUUGAUAAGCCAAAUUAAAAAAAAAAGAAUGUGUUGAUAUUUAAGUCCAAACUUACAAUUAGAAAUCUCAAACUCUGCUGCUAAAAAUGGAUACGUUAUGCAACAUAAGUUUUGUUUUUGUGUUUAUGUUGUAUUGUGAACAACUACUUUCUAUGUGGAAAAAGUGCUACCAUAAAUGUUUGCUUUCUGAACGCUGUAAUCAAUGUAUAGUGAAAUAUUAUCUUUAUUUUAAUUAAGUAUCCUGUCAGUACAGCAAACAAGAAUUGCUACUAAUAUAAUAUUGCAGAAAUAAAACCUUGACAGUUUACAGUGUUAUAGAAUAAAAGAAAAGAAGAUUGUU
Messenger RNA from Dreissena polymorpha, 2307 nucleotides. RefSeq names its product mRNA export factor-like. Gene Ontology annotation, molecular function: ubiquitin binding; RNA binding. Gene Ontology annotation, biological process: transcription-dependent tethering of RNA polymerase II gene DNA at nuclear periphery; RNA export from nucleus. Gene Ontology annotation, cellular component: nuclear pore. The transcript has 11 exons. The coding region runs from base 100 to 1218 and encodes 372 amino acids. NCBI's taxonomy places the organism in Eukaryota, Metazoa, Mollusca, Bivalvia, Myida, Dreissenidae. The record is from RefSeq and is a predicted model, not a curated record.